Molecule: messenger RNA, 3435 nt
Organism: Penicillium longicatenatum
Lineage: Eukaryota; Fungi; Ascomycota; Eurotiomycetes; Eurotiales; Aspergillaceae
Exons: 2
Coding region: 1-3435 (1144 amino acids)
Source: RefSeq, a predicted model, not a curated record
AUGACGACCACCAAGAGUCCCGAUGGUCCAGAAGACGUGAACGAUUUCCUGUUGCGCAUUCGGGAACUCGGUGAACGCCGUGAUAAAGAAGACGAUGAGCGCACCAAACGACUGGAGGAUGAGAUCUUGCAAGGCCGGAAGGAAAGACAGGCCCGUCGAGCUGAGCGAGCACGAUCGAUUGCCGGUUCUCCUACCCUGAAUCCCGCAAGACUGAGCGUUUCAUCCAUUGGCCAGUCUGCCAUCGAUCCUCCGGAACAUCUCGAACCGACGGUCCAGACACCAGACCCCGAGCCGCUCAGUGGAGGAAAAUUGAGUCAAGAAUCAGAGCCUCUUUACACCACACAUUCCCGACGGGGGUCGGUUCAAGAGACGGAACCUGAAUCUCCACGAACGGUGCCUGCCCUGUCGCGGAGUCGGGCGGGGACACUGUCAUGGCAGCAACGCCCUUCCUCGCGUGACUUUGCGAACCGAUCGCCCGGCUCAUCAUCGCCGACUCGAUCCAGCCACCUAAGGAAUGCAUCCAUGGCGUCUAAUGAGAACCGAAUGUCACGUGCUUCUAUCGCCCCAUCCCUCUCAUCGAAAGAUCCGUCAUGGUUUCGGCAAACAGCGGAUCGAGGGCUGGGGUCACCGGCAUUUCUCAAGUCGGAAGAACGGUCGGAGAGCCAGGCGGACUUGGGGCCAAGCCGUCAGCUGCCAGGCAUGAACCAGGAGUCAACAGUCGAACCAGAGAAGGUGGAGAGGGUAGAGGAAAAGUCACCAUCCCGGCCACAGACGGCGUCGACCGUUGGCGAGAGCAACAUGAGCAAUCGUUAUUCGAGUGUCUCGUCAGUUUCACCAAACACUGGGCUAGGUUCGCCAGUGGCCAUUACAGAGACUCCAAAGUUGGAUCCUUCUGCACAAACCGAGACUCUCGCAGACGAACCAGCCCUGCCACCGUCUCCCACUCAGCGGCGAAUGUUACCAGAGCGAGCUCGUUCGACAUCGCCCACCAAAGGUCUCGGUGGGUUUGUACAGAGUGCCAUGAUGAGGCGAUCUGACAGUGUCUCAAAACGAUGGAGCGCGCAGCUGCCCCAGGGCCUGAGCCGAAGCAACUCUAUUAUUAGCAAUCGAAACAGUGUUGCGGCUCCUAGCCUCACGGGCAGUUUCAGUGACAUGACCCCUACAACAGCUUCUCGGAUCAAUCGAGAGACAGGGCCGGUGCCUACAGAGCGGCCUAGCUCGAGCCAUACCGAAGCCUCCGUGCAACCAUUCGAAACGACUGACAGACCGACCACUCCUUCCUUCUCGGGCAACCACGAAACCAUGCGCUCUGAAGGCAGCCCCAGUAGACCCGCUCUGUAUGGCCAUGCUAGGUCAACCAGCUCUGUGACUGCAGAUAGUUUCGGUGGCGAUGGUCCUUCGAGCCCUUUUACAUCAAGAACUAUGGACCCCAGGCGCUGGAGCCCGACCAAAUCGACCUGGCUGGAAAGUGCGCUUAACCGCCCCGAUUCUCGACAAUCAAAGCCGCCUCCACCACAGCCCUCGUGGCAACAAGCACGACAAUCUAGAGGUAGUGUGGACAUGGGUCGAGCGAGUACAUUCAAAGAAGUAACACCUGUGGGCUUGAUGCGAACACCCCCGCCAGGGGGCCAUUUCAAGAAACCUAGUCUUUCGGGAACUCCGUCAGUGCUCAGCAGUCCAACUUUCACCAAAAAGGCGACAGUGCCAGACUCCCCAUCAUCGGUCUUGAAAUCUGAACCACAGCCUGCCCAGUCCAUUCCAGAACCAGAACCUCCCAAAGCCGAGGUUAUGGAAGAGCCCGAGGUUACGGAAGAAGAAAAAGAAGAAAAAGAAGAACCCAAAUCUUCAAAUGUACUAGAUACUGAACCAGAAGACUCCCCAGAGAAGCCGCCAGUGGAGGAGCUGAAAAACAGUCCAAAGCCUGAGUCCAUUCGUAAACCCCCUGCGCUGAGCACCAAGCCGAAUUUCUCACUUCCUAACCGAGAACCACUCUCGCCGAAGCCCAAGCCUCAGUCUCCAGUGGUUGACUUCCGCGCCAACCUGCGCAAGCGGGAUGUUGCCCAAGACAAGGAGAAGCAAGCAGAGCCGGAAUUCAAAAACAUAUUCGGAAAACUCAAGAAAACGGAAACUCGCAACUAUGUGGCUCCAGAUGAACUCAAGGAUAACAUUCUUCGCGGUAAAUCUGCGCUGAAUGCUACCGGUGGCCCUAAGAAGACCCCACGAGUCGAUGAAUUCAGGCAAAGUCUGGUGAUUACGAAAGAGGCAAUGAAGGCUGGGGGAGGCUCAAUUCGACGGAAUACUGUGGGGGAAGAAGAUGCACCGGCGAAGCCAGCCGAGCCUAUCCCGGAGGCUCUUGCGAAACGAAACCUCAUGACAAAGACGACUAAUGACCGGAUAUCAAACCCCGAGAUUCAGAGUCCCACGCCCGCUCCGGAGCUUAGCCCUGCACGAUCUUUCCGGGCGCAAGAAGCACCUUUAUCUCCUCUGACUUUGGAGGAGGCAGCUUCCCCGGUCGCUCGCGAGCAGGAUUUUGCAGAAAUGGAACCCAAGAAUAGCCCAAGCCUGGACAUGGACCCCAAGGAUGUGGUGGAGACCGGAAAAGAGCUCUCGAACGAGGAGACCCGCUCAGUCCGUAGCUUGCCGUCGCCAGUGGGCUCUGAAACCGCAAGCAUGUCCACUACCACACAAGUUUCGGCCGCUAAAGGAAAACUUGCAGGCCGAAUCAACCCAGCAUUAGCAGGUCUUCUCUCUCGGGGCCCGCCAAGUCCAGAGGCCACUAAGAAGGAGCUGUCUGUGCCAGCCUCCAUGAAUGCCUCUGCUGCUUUGCCCUCUGCGCCUCUUACCCACGCGACAAAGGGUCGUGCAAGGGGCCCUAAGCGACGGGCGCCUAAGGAGGCUUCUGCUCCCGCUGUCUCACCUGCGGAAGAUAUCAAGGAGGUUGGUGCCAUCUCAUCUCCUGAAGUCGAAACAUCUCAGACUAUUCCCGAGCCUGCAGUUUCUCCGGAAGCCAUCUCGGACAAUACGUCAGCAGAAAAUGUGGUUGUCGAUACUGAAACCGCACAAAUAGGGAGCCCCUACAUCAAGCAAUUUCCGGGAGUAAAGACAACCUUCCAGGAUGUUCUCAACGGUGGACUGCAACGACUGAGAAGCUUUUCGCCCACGUCUCCCCGAGAAUCUACCGUCCUUAGCCCGAUCGAGCACGCCCCUCGAGAGUCUGAAUCAUCGAGAGACCUUAGCCCAUCAAGUAGACCCCCUGUCCCGCCAAAGCCUUCAUCUCCUUCGCCUUCCCCAUCACCAUCCAGUCCCUCGUCGUCGCGAUUUCAGUGGGGCCAAGCACGAUUCAUCUCAUCAUCACCCUCACCCCUCAGAAUGAGCUCCCGAGAAUUCCAGAAAGAAUUGCCCUCAACGCCUUCCCCAAAAAACCCCCAGGAGUGA